Pleurotus ostreatus (oyster mushroom) is the source of this 1479-nucleotide messenger RNA. RefSeq lists its product as uncharacterized. The transcript is spliced from 9 exons. Lineage: Eukaryota; Fungi; Basidiomycota; Agaricomycetes; Agaricales; Pleurotaceae. The coding region runs from base 1 to 1479 and encodes 492 amino acids. The record is from RefSeq and is a predicted model, not a curated record.
AUGAUCCUUCAGGCAAACCGUAGGACCAGUACCACAGCUCCCUUGCGCCAAGCUUCUACAGAUGGCCCCGAAGAAUGGGGUCACUGGGCAGGCCGAAAGCACUACUCGCUAGAAGUCGUCCAGCAUCCCCUGCGUGCGCGAAUGUGUGGAUUUGGCGAUAAAGAUAGACGUCCGUUAGCGCCAGCCGCAGUUGCGAAGAUGAUAGUCAGGCGGGAAGAUGAGACCAUCGUAGACGUUGAUGAUGUCGACUGUUCUUUCUUCCUUGUAACGGUAGAUCUUUGGUCAGGCGAUGGAAAACAAGAGACCAACCUAGUUCUUCAUCCAUCCUCUACCGAUCGAUACGUUCCAACUCAACCUAAGCCACGGCGUCGUGGAACCAGUACUUCCACGCCUCAUAAAACCGGUCAUCAGACGCCAUCCCGUUCGACCCCUGCGCCAUCACAGUUCUCUGGUCGCGGCAGAGACUCUCAGGCUGGUGGGGGACUAACGCCAAUAAUACCUCCUCAAACCCCUGCCUUUUCUAGCCCCGGUUCUUAUUUCCCCUCUUCAGAUUCAAUGGAGUAUCAGCAGACGAAUAGCUACGGUGUAAAUACCUCCGAGCCCCCGGUAUGGGGGUAUUCUCAGACAUCGCAGGUUGAUCGUAAUACGACUUUCCCGCCGCCGGUACUACCGUCGAUCCACUCGUUUGGCAGGCCGUCGGGCCCGAACACGAAUACAGGAGGACAAUGGCACGCUGAUUCAGCGGUUCGGGAUGAGGCCGAAGCGAAUUCCUACCGCUCGUGGAACACUGAGUCCUCGUUCCACGUCGAUAACCAACCAGCCGCGUCCGGUGUCUUCGAGAGCCCUAGCACUCCGAAUGUAGACGGCUCCGGCUGGAACCAGGCUUCCAUGUCCAACUCCUCCGAGACCAGCAGUCAACAGUAUCCACCAACGAGCCAAAGUGGCACAUCAGAGCAACACUCGAUCUACGCCUCCGCUUCAUAUGCUCAACACGCACCACAAGGGGAAUUUUAUGCUUCUACCUACCCUUCGGGUGCGCCGCCGCCGUCGGCAAUUGCGCCUCUGCCCCGCCAUACUUACACUCGGACACUUGUUGGACCUCUGUCUGCGAAUGCCUGCCGAUUAUUGGACGAACAUCGUAAACCGGGUAUAUUCUUUUUGUUCCAAGACCUAUCGGUGCGGACUGAAGGAACAUUCCGUUUGAGAAUGCGAUUGAUGAACGUUGGGGCACCGCCUGCUCCCGACCAAGGCGCUAUUCGAGUCCACACGGAUGUAUCCCCGGUCCUUGCUCAAACGUUCACGGAACCAUUCAUUGUUUACUCCGCGAAACGUUUCCCCGGUGUACCAGAUACAACUGCGCUCUCAAUCGCCUUUGGCAAUCAAGGGCAGAAACUCCCUUUGCGCAAUCGCCAUGGUUCAAGCAAACGCAGACGGCGCGGAGGAUCUGAUACGGAAGAUGACGACUCCGAUGGCGCUUGA